Nezara viridula (southern green stink bug) is the source of this 4827-nucleotide messenger RNA. The record is from the annotation of a GenBank genome assembly. NCBI's taxonomy places the organism in Eukaryota, Metazoa, Arthropoda, Insecta, Hemiptera, Pentatomidae.
GUUUUUAGAUUGUUCGUGUUACUUUUUGUUAUAAAGUAUAAAAAAGUACGUUGUGUUCAAGCUUGUUCGUGUAAACGAGGCGUUAUAGAACAGUCUCAAUGGAGUUUUAGUUUACAGUAAUAUAGAAGGUUGAAGUUGAUCGUUAGUAUCAACUAGUUUAGUUUUGAAUUUGAAUCUUUAUUUGAAGAAGGAAAUGGCUGAGACUAGUGAUAUUUCUUCUAUUAGGAGGGAAACCGAUAAAAAAGACAAUGAUAAAGCUCUAACAGCCCUUCUUCACAAAUUAGCUUUUGAUGACUUCGCUUUGUUGGACACAGCAGCAUUUGUUGAUGAUGACUGUUCUUGUGAAUCCUGUAAUGAAAGAAGGACUCUGACUACGGAAAGUAUAGAAGAGAUAAAGAUGAUCCAAUCUUGCUGGCUUGAGCUGAGACAAUAUAUAAGAAUUGUUUAUCGAUUAAGUAUGAAGGGGUCUUUAAAAAGCAUCGAUGAAGAUUAUCAAGAGUAUAUGAAGGAUAUUGUUGCCAAGCUUUUUGAUGUAUGUGAUCCGCAUCAGCUUUAUCAAAGAUUGGAAGCUCAGGUAAAAGAAUUCGUCAUUGAAGUUAAAGUUCGACUUCUUCAAUUUUUGGAUAAAUUGUCUGAUAAUUCACAACUUCCUCAUAUAUUUAUAUCAGGUUUGCUUGAUCGUUACAAUAAAACUAUAAGUGCUGCAAAUGUUAUUGCACCUGUUCUAAGUCAACUUGAAGUCGAACAUUUACAACAGUUUAAUCUCAGUUGGAAAUUACUUAAUCAACGUUUAUUUCACACUAUCAUAUAUACAGAUGUUUUUUUCCAAAAUAGUGUUCCACUAUUUAUAUCUCAGCUUGGAAAAGCAAAUGACACAGAUGAAAAUAGAGAACUUGUGAAAGAAUUCCUUGCUUUUGAUAAUGAAAUAGGUCAAAUAACUGGAAUAUGGUCAGACAUUGAAACAAACAUUCAGAACUACUUGGAACAUAAAGCAACACUCAAUGAGAAGAGGAAAUUUCUCAUUCAUGAUUGGGAAGAAUUUAAGGCUGCUAAAAGACAUGAAAACAUGGGGCUUUUUGAAAGACCUAUUGGUACUCAUGGAAGACCAGCAGUGCAGAUAGAAGAACUGCAAGCUAUAAAUCUUGAAGGCCUUGACCCGGACAUACUUGCAGAAUCUUGUGAGUGCCAUGUUUGUCUGGAUGCUUCGUCUCACACUCCUGUUGAAUUAAUUGAACAAGUAAUUCCUAUUAAUUCACACCGAGGGGGAUUCCAUUUAUAUCCUCAUAUUCAUGGAACAAGAGGAGAUUUUGGACAAUUUGUACCUGAAUGUGAAUCUGAAGUGUGUGCCCAAAUUUCUGACCAUCAGAUUUGGCAAGGGUCUUUCCAGAAAAGUAAAUUUAAUCGUUUGGACCAUUCAAUAUCUGUUGCUAAGAAGGGCACGAAUAAAAGUCUGAGGAACACAAAGGACUCAAGCACUGAAACAAAUCCUCAUCAUGUUCAUUGUUCUAAGCAUAGUGACAUAAAAAGAAUUCAAUAUGCUGAUCUUACCAUUGCCCCAGUUUUGGAGCUGCCAGAAGAAGAUGAAGGCCAAACAAAUGAUGAUUCUCACUCAGAUAAUUCACAAUCAGACCCACGACAUUGUGACUGUUGUUAUUGUGAGGUAUUUGGGCAUGGACUUCCUUCUGCUGCUCCUAUGAGUCGGAACUACCAAGAAAUGAGAGAACGUUUAAGAUUAUUACUGAACAAAAAAAAGUCAAAAUGUAAAAGUAACAUUCAAGCCCAGCCUUUACCUCAAAGAAAGCAGCAACCUUCUGGAGGAAACACUCUUGACUCGAAUUCUGAAAGAGAUACCAGAGCAUUAGAAGAUCUUCUUGAUUUUAUAGAAGGCACAGAAGUUAAAUGCCGUAAUGAAAAAAAAGCAGCUAAAAAAGCUAGACAAAAGGAAAAAAAGAGAAUUUUGAUGAAUAGAAAAAAACGUGAAGAGGAGGAAAAAGCAAGACUUUUAGAAGAACAAAAAAAAAGAGAAGAGGCUUUAGCUUCUAAGGAAGCAGAAGAAAAAGAAAAACUUAAUACUAGUAAACAUAAAAAAAAAUCUAAAAAUGGUCAUACACUAGUUCAAACCAGUAAGUCUUCAGUUUCUACCAACAAACCAGCACCACAAAUGGUUACUAUCAAAAGGGUUAUGGAACCUCACAAUUCAGAACCUACAGUUACUAUAACAUUACGUGGUGCUACGCCUAAUCAAGAUAGAGUACUUUAUACUUUACUUAAUGGACAAGUUUGUAAAGUGAAGGACGUUCCAAGUGAUAAAAAAAAUAUUACUAGUUCUGUUAAAAACUCAAAUACAUUGAAGACCAAUAAUUCUUCCAAUUCUGGUUUAAAAUUCAAAGAUAUUCCAAAUGAUCAAAUAAAAUCUGAAAAACAUAAAAAAGAUAUUGUAAAAUCUGAAAAUGUGCAAUCAGCCCCGCAGAAUGGAAAGUUUGUUAAAGAUUUAAGUAAUCCUACAUCAAUUCAGAUUAAUAAUGCUAUUAAUAGUAUGUCAAAAAAAGUUUCACCUGCAUUUAACAUAGCUGACAUUAAACUACCUCCCGGGAUUACAAUUACAAAAGUUGAUCCAGCUAGCAUUCAUGCAAGGAAUACUAAGAUACAGGAAAACAAUGUUAAGAAAAGUAAUUCUAAUCAGGUUAGGCCCCCUUCAGAAGUAAUAGUUGUAUCAACUGGCAAAAGGAAGGAUUCCAUUUUAAAAGAAUCAAUAGCAGAUGGGCAAACUGGAAAAAGGAAAAAAAACAAGAAGAAAAACAUAUCUGAUAUAUCAACAAAUAACUCUGUAAUAUCUACCGGCAAAACACCAGCAUACCCUGGACUUGAAAUCCAACCAAUUAAAAUUAUUGAUACUGACAAAGAUCAAGAGCUUGUUAACCAAAUGUCUGUACUUACCAUCAGUCCUUACAAUGAUAAUAAGACUUAUGAUCAUAAAGGUGAAAGUAAAAAGAGAAAGAAGAAGGCAAAAAAAACUAUUUCAAACAAUUCCAUCAAUCCUGAAGAAUGGAAACUGUUGGAUAGUGUAUUUGCACCAAAGGACAUUGAUCUUGACGAUGGAGAAAUUGAUGAAACUGAAAGAGAGUUGGAAGCAUUCAAAAGGUUUUGUUUACAGUCAAUUCCUCCUGAAAGAAAAGAGAAGGUACAUUUAAACAUAAAGGAUAUUGUGUUAAAAAAGAAAUCUGCCUCAUGUAAUUAUUAAACGCAUUGGUUUGAUGUGAUUGUAUCACAUGAGAUGUCAGUUUUUUAGGGUUUCAUAAAUAAAACUUAUUUUAAUCUUUUAUUUAUGAACUGUUCUUAUUUACAGAGUGACUUAUACAGAGGGCGUUUAAAAAAAUGUAUAUUCGAGUGCUAUCUCUGUAAUCCUAAGUUAUUGUUUCGGUGAGGUGGGGGGAGGGUGUUUAGAUUACCGAAAUGUUCAGAUUAUUGUUUGGAAAAACUACUGUCAAUUAAAGAUCAAAAUUCAAUAAUAAAAAGUCUUUAUUAAAUGUUAUAGUGUAUACUUAAUUACAAACAUUUAUUUUAUAAGAAAAUAUUUUUUUUCUUUUUAUAUAACUUAGUCAUUUCUUUUAGUUUUGAUAUUUUCCACUGCUCUUCUUAGGUGUAGAAGAAUUUGUUGUCAUUGCAUGUUGUUCUCCAUUGCCAAUCAAAUGCAGUAAUUGAAAUGAGAAAUUGUGUCUUAGUGCUUUUCUGUCAUUCUAUUUUUAUUAAAGGAUGGGAGGAGGACAAUUUGAAUUAUUGGAGCAUUGAAGUUUGGAUUAUUGAGAUGUCACUCCUUAUGUAUAUAUAAUUAAAUGAAAAACUAUAUAAUAAAAUUUCUACUAAGGUUAUCUAAAUAGUAUGGUGCUGUGAUGGUCUUGGCUUCCUUUACUGUCCUCAUUCAUUUAAAACAACCUUCUGCAGUUUUUCUGUUAUGUCAAGGUUUUAUGAAAUUUAUUCCCAUUAAAAGCAAGUUAUUUUCUUCACAAUAUUUCUUUCUUUGUGUGAUCAGUUUUUAACAUUCUGCUUUUUAAAACAUAGUCCAAACUCUUGAAAACAGAUAAUUAGUUCAUGCAUUUUGUAGGUUCUGAAAAACUUAAAGUUUUAAGCUCUGAUCAAUCGCAAAAUGAAUAAUAAUUCGUUAUUAAUAAUAAAUAAAUAAAUAAAUAAUUAGUUAUACAUGAAUAUCGGCUAAUUCUUAUAUUCAAAAUUAAAAUCCCAUUCUAUUUACAGAUUGUUCAGUCGAUAUUAUAUGCAAUCAUGUUUUAUUUAUGCCACUCCCAAAACUGACGUAUCAUAUCAAUAACAAUCAGAUGUUUAAGACAGGUAUUUAAUAAACGUCAAUUUUUUUCAUAAGUGUUUUUUAUCAGUGUUGACAUGAUCAUAAAUAUUAAAAAUGUUUAUGUUAUUUUUAUUUUAUAUUUAUCCUGUUAUAUUACUUGUUAUAAAAUGUUUACAAUGUACCUAGUAGCUUUAUAACAUUUAAGAAAAAUGUUGAUCAUUAAUCAUGAUAAAUGUAUGUGUUAAAUAAAUAUUAAAUAAAAAAACCUGACUCAAACCAUUGAAUUGUGUAUUUUGUUUUCUCUGAACUUAUCUAAUGUUGUUACAUUUGUUAGUUUAUAAUAUUUGUUGUACUGAGUGUAUCCUAAUAUUAGUUUCUUAUGUACUGUUUUUUUCAUAUUUUAAUAUAAUAUAAAUCAUAGUUUUAUUUUUUUAUCCAUUAAAACAUUAUUUAUUUUUUAUAUUUACUGUUACUAUUAUAUUGUUUCAUUUCUCAAUACCUCACAGUUAUUACUGUAAGAUAGCAAG